AUGACAGACCUCGACGAGGACUUUGGGCCCACGCUAUGGGUGGUGAAUACCAUCUUCAUUGUGCUGGCCAUUUUUGCCGUCGCGGGGCGCUUUGCGGCACGUCGCAUGCGAAAGAUGCCACUCGGAGCGGACGACUGGUUGAUCUGUGUCGCGCUGUUCUGGGACUGUCUUCUCUAUGGCGUGUUUAUUGGGUGCCGAAUAAAUGGCCUCGGAAAACACCGCGCAACGCUUCCACCCGCCAAAGUCGCCGUCUUCUCGGAACUUCUCUACUUCUUUCAGAUCAUUUACGUCCUCGGCCCGCCGAGUGUCAAGCUCUCGCUACUAUUUCUCUAUCGACGUAUCUUUGAGCACUCGCGAUUCCUUCUUCUCGUGUACGGAAUGAUGGGGCUGAUCAUGGUCUGGGCGAUCAUCAUGACAUUCCUGUCAAUUUUCAACUGCAGGCCGAUUAGCGCAUUUUGGACAAUGGAGGGGACAUGCUUCAAUUUUCGCCAAUUUGCAGUUGGCUAUGCCAUUGUGAAUAUUAUAACUGACUUCGCUGUCUGGUUGAUGCCGAUUCCGUCGGUUUGGAAGAUCCAGUUGCCGCGGGCACAGAAGUUUGCAUUGUCACUGAUCUUCGCAUUGGGGCUAUUUGACUGUGCCGCCGCAAUGGCCCGCCUUCUCCUUUCAAUGCUCGUCCUCGGCGAAUACGACUCAACCUGGCUCUACGCUAAAGGAUAUAUGUGGUCCAUAAUCGAGGUGUCAACGGGAAUUGUCUGCACCUGCCUCCCAACCAUGCGAAUCUUUGUCAAAACCGCAUUCGGAGGGCAAUUCGCCCGUCUAUUUGGCAUGUCGAGUGGAAAGGCUAGCCAUCAGCAAUCAAACACGCCGGUAUGGUCGCGCAACCAUGAUUGCUAUAAUGAGCUCAGGGUGUCGCGGAAUAAAGAGAGCCCUAAAUCAGAGUCGGACUCCACACAUCGGAUUCUAGUGACGGAAGAGGUUAAUGUCGAGAUGCACCCGAUUAGGAAAGAUCCUGUUUGA
Penicillium argentinense is the source of this 1017-nucleotide messenger RNA. RefSeq lists its product as uncharacterized. Lineage: Eukaryota; Fungi; Ascomycota; Eurotiomycetes; Eurotiales; Aspergillaceae. The record is from RefSeq and is a predicted model, not a curated record. The coding region runs from base 1 to 1017 and encodes 338 amino acids. The transcript has 3 exons.